Messenger RNA from Homo sapiens (human), 1519 nucleotides. RefSeq names its product TAFA chemokine like family member 3 (gene TAFA3). Bases 455 to 964 code for a protein of 169 amino acids. The record is from RefSeq and is marked reviewed. NCBI's taxonomy places the organism in Eukaryota, Metazoa, Chordata, Mammalia, Primates, Hominidae. Gene Ontology annotation, biological process: signal transduction. The transcript has 6 exons. Gene Ontology annotation, cellular component: extracellular region.
ACUGUCCCGAAGGAGGCGGCGGCGCCCACGCGGGGCUGGAGGAGCGGGGGUAGCCCGGGGCGAGGCGGCGGUUGCGGCGGCGGCUGCGCGCUCCCCGGCCUGCCGGCAGGAACCUUGGAAAAAACCCGGCUGAGUUCUGCAGAGCUGGCGGGGCCGGGCCCAGAGCUCCCCUGUGCCCAGAGCCCGGCCCGCCCUGCGGAUGAUGCCAACCUGACCAGAACCCCGCUGUCCCGGGGGCGCAGCAACUUGGUGAAGGGGACAGGGCUCCGGACUAGACAGCACCCAAGCUGGCCGCUCCCUCCCAAAGUCUGUCUUUCGGAGUGCUGGUCCCUGGCUCAGUGGCAAGGAAGACUUCAGGCCAGCAGAUCGAACCAGUGGGCAUCACCGUGGACCAGGUGGAGUGAGUCUGAGGACAGCAGAUGAACAGACAGAAACUGAAAGAUCCCCAAAAAGGAUGAGUGAGAGGGUCGAGCGGAACUGGAGCACGGGCGGCUGGCUGCUGGCACUGUGCCUGGCCUGGCUGUGGACCCACCUGACCUUGGCUGCCUUGCAGCCUCCCACUGCCACAGUGCUUGUGCAGCAGGGCACCUGCGAGGUGAUUGCGGCUCACCGCUGCUGCAACCGGAACCGCAUCGAGGAGCGCUCCCAGACGGUGAAAUGCUCCUGUUUUUCUGGCCAGGUGGCCGGCACCACGCGGGCAAAGCCCUCCUGCGUGGACGACCUGCUCUUGGCUGCCCACUGUGCUCGUAGAGACCCUAGAGCUGCACUCCGCCUCCUGCUCCCACAGCCUCCAUCGUCCUGCAGAGAUGGUGGUGUCAGAUGGAGCCCUGCCUGCCGGGGGAGGAGUGUAAGGUGCUCCCGGACCUGUCGGGAUGGAGCUGCAGCAGUGGACACAAAGUCAAAACCACCAAGGUCACACGAUAGCUCUUGGGGGUCACGGCCUGGACAAGAAAGGCUUGACUGAGCCGUGAACUGAAGAAUGGUAUCCAGUCAUCAGCCAGGAAAGAUGGGGAUUCACUUACAUGCCUCAUGUCAAAUGCAGCAUCAGUCUUUCCGGGGCAUUUCAGUUAAGCUGCUCAGCAGAUAUGGAUGGAUCUGCAAUCACAUACCUAAUGUGGAGCUGGGCUUUUCUGGAGACACGAAGGUCAACACACAAUUCCUGCCCUUAAGGAAUGUCCAGUUGAAUUGGAGAGUUGAUGACAGACAAUUUAGAUAAUUUAGGUUAAAGUACUUGAUACCAGACUGCGGCUUCUGGGCCACAUGCUAUGGCAUGAUGGGGGUUUGGGAAUGAGAUUCCCACAGUUCUUCAGAUACCCUGUGGCCACAGGGCAUAGAAACAAGAGGUCACAUUCAGCACCCACCACCUCCCUCUUUCGCAUCAGUUCUGAAUCCCCAGCAAGCUGUUAACAUGUUGCAGGAAAACACUCUCCCCUUAUGCCAGACCAGCAGUAUCUCAUUUGGAUGGGAUUGGAUUGACUUGCGGAAGGAAAGUAAAAAUAAAGCCAAAUAACUUCCCAAA